Molecule: messenger RNA, 2723 nt
Organism: Lepisosteus oculatus (spotted gar)
Lineage: Eukaryota; Metazoa; Chordata; Actinopteri; Semionotiformes; Lepisosteidae
Gene: ndel1b
Product: nudE neurodevelopment protein 1-like 1b
Biological process (GO): establishment of mitotic spindle orientation; vesicle transport along microtubule; chromosome segregation
Cellular component (GO): kinesin complex; centrosome; kinetochore
Molecular function (GO): microtubule binding
Source: RefSeq, a predicted model, not a curated record
CUGACGUGUCAUGUUUCUAGGCAGCAACUUGAAAUUCCCACUUGCACAAAGAUCGUAUCUCUGGCUGGCUUGAAAAUAUGUCACCGAGAUUAGAAAAAAAAUGGUGCGGUCUGCUCUAGGUCUUGUAUGGAGUAAAGGGCCGUUUUUGGAGACGUCAGGUAGCUCUUCGGGUUUAUUUACCAUGGACACAGAGAUGAUACCAAAAUUCUCCUCAAAAGAUGAGGAAAUUGAUUACUGGAAAUCCCUUUCCUUGAAGUACAAAAAAAGUUGUCAGGAAGCCCAGGAGGAACUGCUGGAGUUCCAGGAAGGAAGCCGGGAGCUGGAAGCGGAGCUCGAGGCGCAGUUGGGGCAGGCGGAGCACAGAAUCCGAGACCUGCAGGCAGAAAACCAAAGACUGAAAAAUGAAGUCGAUGCUUUGAAGGAAAAACUUGAACAACAGUAUUCUCAGAGCUACAAGCAGAUAUCCAUGCUAGAGGAUGACUUGGGACAGACGAGAGCCAUCAAGGAGCAGCUCCAUAAAUAUGUGAGGGAGCUGGAGCAGGCGAAUGAUGACCUGGAAAGAGCCAAGAGAGCAACAAUAGUUUCUUUAGAAGACUUUGAACAGAGACUCAACCAAGCCAUUGAAAGAAAUGCCUUUUUAGAAAGUGAGCUUGAUGAGAAAGAGUCUCUCCUUGUGUCUGUCCAGAGAUUAAAGGAUGAAGCUCGAGAUCUCCGGCAGGAGCUGGCAGUGCGAGAGAGGCAGACGGACGUGACGAGGAUGUCCGCGCCCAGCUCUCCCACUAUGGACAGCGACAAGAUGGACUCUGCGGUCCAGGCGUCUCUCUCCUUGCCGGCCACGCCUAUCGGGAAGAGCAUAGACAAUGGCUUCUCCAGCCCUAAGGGAAUACCAAAUGGUUGUAGCAACUCCCCGUUAACUCCAUCUGCAAGAAUAUCAGCUCUUAACAUAGUAGGCGAUCUUCUAAGGAAAGUAGGGGCAUUAGAAUCAAAACUAGCUGCUUGCCGAAAUUUUGCCAAGGACCAGGCAUCCAGGAAGAGCUACUCUUCAGGGCACAGCAACUUGAUAAACAGCAACAGUACAAAAUUUUCACACUCGCUACACACAACAUACUUUGAUAAAGCGGCAGUGAACGGGCUGGACCCUGGAUCCCUCACAGGACUUGGCUCUCCAAGGUCCGCCUCCCCUCCUGGCGUGCUGCCCCUGAGUGUCUGAUGAAGCCGCACCUUGCCACCCGAGCUCCUGGACAGCAAGGGAACAGGCGUGAGCAAGGAGGGACAUCUGUCAUUCAGCUGCACGUAAAAGACUUGAAAAUCGGUGCACAUGUCUUCACGCCCUUCAUUACAGACCUCCCCCCCUCGUUGGUUGUUCAUUGUUGCGUCCAGGUCGGAUCCUCCUCGCCCGGCAGCACGUGUUCAGGAGUGUGCUCCCCCUCAGCUGCCAGUGGCUUUGCUCUUUUCCUUUUUACUCGUCUCUCACUGGAAGAACAUUGGUUUGUGACAAAGGCCCUCGGUCGACUACAGCAUUCGUUUCAAAUAAACGUUUAAAAGUUUGUUUUGGUCUAUUGCGUGUUGUAAAGAAAAGGGAUUUCUUUUAAGCAUUUGUUUUAAAUUUGUCUGUAAAUAUUUUGUUUUUCCUGGUGCAAUUGAAGGUCCUGUUUGAAACAGUUGAUGGUUUCUAUAGUGCUGCAUCAAAGGCACUUGCUCGUUCACUUCCUUGGACAAAGAAAAAGACUCAACAUCACUUCAUUUCAAAGUCUGUUUAAAUUACCUGCUGUUGAUGUGUGGUUAUGCAAUUUCACAGCAAAUGAGAUAUUUCAGACCUACUUAACAAGCAUGUAGCCUUCAAAAAAACGGUUCAUAUUUUUAAACCAGUUCAGUCUUUUUCUUCUUCAGUGUAUCUAGAGCAGAUGUAGAGUGAAGGGUGGGUUUAGAAAAUCAUCCAAAUGCAGACUUUGUGCAACAUCUGCAAAUGUUUCUCACUGGUCAUUGCUAUACCUGUUCUAAGACAUCCCUUUUAUUUCUGGCUGCAUCUGUCAAUACAAUUAGCAUACAAAGAAAAACAGUCACUAAUGAAGACUUAAGACUACCAGCCCUACUCUUUACAAAAACAAAAACCCCUGUGUUUGGGAUUUGAAUGUUGGAUCAGUAUUGGUAAUCUGGAUUGUAAUAUAGACCAUUACAAUUUUAACAGUGUAACUAAUAAAUAUACACGUAUUGUGACUUAAUUGCCACUCACAUUUAGUGUUUGCUAACUUUGUAAUUGUGGGAAUAUGUUCAAUGUGCCUGUUUUGGUGGGUUUGAAAUUCACCAGAUUUUUUUUUUUGUUGAAAUAUCACGUUUCUUGACGCUUUUUAAAAAAGUUUACAUUCAUAAGUAAAAAUUAAGCUAAUUUAUUUAAGUGGUUGGGUUGAAAAUAUAAUUUGGAGCACUGGUGAAAUGUCCCUUUUCUUGCCAGUGCGUUCACAAGAUUUUAUUUUGAUGGUUGUCAUCAAACACCAUUGCCUGUUUGAUCUGUUAUAUAUCCGUGUAUAUAGGUUUGUAAGCAUAGCGUCUCUGCCUAAGGUGUUUGUAUAUAUACUAGCUUAGGCUUUGUAUCUUUAUUUAUUCAGAUUCCUUAUGGCAUGUCUUGAAUUGCACAUGUGUAUUAUAAUACAGUUGUAACAGAUCAUUUAUCAUGAUGUAGAAUUGGCUGUCUAACCUGUUAAUAAAGAUCUUUAAAUACUAAA